UAUAUAUAUAGUACAAGCAGUUUUCCACUCUGCAAAAAAAGGCAAGAAAAAGAUUAGUGUUUUUCCGAAGGGAAAGGGGGAAUGGCGAGCCCUCCGAAGCCGUGGAAGGCUGAGUAUGCUAAGUCGUCGAGAUCAUCAUGCAAGACUUGCAAGAACCCCAUUGAAAAGGAAAAUCUCAGGCUUGGGAAGAUGGUCCAGGCCUCCCAAUUUGAUGGCUUCAUGCCUAUGUGGAACCAUGCUGCUUGUAUCUUGAGGAAAGCAAAUCAGAUAAAAUCGGUUGAUGAUGUUGAAGGGUUAGAAUUGCUUCGUUGGGAAGAUCAGCAGAAGAUCAGGAAGUAUAUUGAUGGUGCUGUGAUGUCAAAUUCCUCUGCUCCUGCUGUUGUAGAAUGCGGCAUUGAAGUUUCACAAACUUCUCGCGCAACUUGUCGCUGCUGCAACCUAAAGAUUGUGAAAGGAGAGAUUCGCAUUUCAACUAAGCCUGAAGGUCAAGGUCCCAGAGGGUUAUCUUGGAACCAUGCCAAGUGUUACAUGGAAAAAUCCCCAACUUCUCAAGUAGAGAAAUUUUCUGGAUGGGAAAGUCUUUCAGCCUCUGACCAUGCUGCGAUUAUUUCACUCGUCAAGAAGAAUCCAUCCACAUCAAAAGGCACAAAAGUGGGGCAUGAGGAAGAGAGAGAAGUAUUGCAAGAAUCAACAUCUAAAGGUGGUGCCAAGAGGAAAAGAGCCUUGGAAAGUGAUCAGAAAUCAAAAAUUUCUAAAGCUGGAGGAAACGCUUCUUCCGAGAAGAAUUCCUCUUCAAGUAAUACUAAAAGUUUAGAAGAUGAACACUCUAAAGCAUCUGUCCUGGAAAGCCAACUGGAGACGCAGACCAGGGCAUUGUGGGACCUUAAAGAUGAGCUCAAAAAGUAUGUCACCACAUCAGAGUUAAGAGAGAUGCUUGAAGCCAAUGAGCAGGACUCAAGAGGAUCAGAACUUGAUCUGCGAGAACGCUGUGCUGAUGGAAUGCUCUUUGGAGCACUUGUGAAGUGCCCUAUGUGUUCUGGAUCUCUCCAUUAUUCCUCAAGCAUGUAUAGAUGUGGUGGAUAUUUAUCAGAGUGGAGCAAGUGUUCAUAUUCUACAACUGAACCUCAGCGUGUUAAGGCCAAGUGGAAAAUCCCUGAAGAAACAGGAAACGAGUAUCUUCUGAAGUGGUUUAAAUCGCAAAAAAUGAAAAAACCUGAACGAAUGCUUCCUCCAACUACGCCCGGUGGGUCAUCAGGCAGUAAAGCUGCUAAUGGGCCACGCCAAUCUUCCAUGGUUGAAAAUAUUGGAGAUCUAAAAGUGUCCAUUGCUGGUGUACCUAAUGGGUCAAUGGAGGAGUGGAAGCACAAAAUUGAGGGAGCUGGUGGACAAGUUCAUAUGAAGAUCAAAAAAGAAACCAACUGCUUAGUUGUCUGCGGAGUGCUGGAUGAUAGUGCUGCUGAGAUGAAAAAGGCGAGGAGGAUGAAGAUACCAAUUGUGAGGGAAGAUUAUUUGGUUGAUUGCAUAAAAAGACAGAAAAAGCUCCCCUUUGACUUGUACCUAGUAGAAACCACUGAAAAGACACAUGGUAUGGCUACUGUCAAGGUGAAGGGGCAAAGUGCAGUACAUGAGUCUUCUGGCUUACAAGAUUCUGGCCACAUUCUUGAGGAUGGAAAAAGUAUUUACAAUACAACACUGAAUAUGUCUGACUUGUCAACUGGUGUUAAUAGUUAUUACAUUCUUCAAAUCAUCCAAGAUGACAAAAGCUCUGAUUGUUAUGUGUUUCGGAAAUGGGGUCGAGUUGGAAAUGAAAAAAUUGGGGGAAACAAGUUGGAAGAAAUGUCUAAAUCUGAUGCGAUUCAUGAAUUCAAGCGUUUGUUUCUUGAGAAGACUGGGAACUCGUGGGAGUCAUGGGAAGAUAAAAAGGAUUUUCACAAGCAACCAGGGAGAUUCUAUCCGUUGGACAUUGAUUAUGGGGUCAAAGAUUUAUCUAAGAAAAAACAGCUUAAUUUCUCAAGCAGCCAACUUGCACCUCAGUUGGUAGAAUUGAUGAAGAUGCUUUUCAAUGUGGAGACAUACAGGGCUGCUAUGAUGGAAUUUGAGAUCAAUUUGUCUGAAAUGCCACUGGGGAAACUCAGCAAAAGUAAUAUCCAAAAAGGUUUUGAGGCUUUAACUCAGAUACAGAAUUUGUUAAAUGGUACGGCCUAUGCUCCUAAUGUCAAAGAGAGUCUUCUAGUUGAUGCUAGCAACCGAUUUUUCACGGUUAUUCCUUCCAUCCAUCCACAUGUUAUUAAGGAUGAGGAUGAGUUUAAAGCAAAGGUGAAAAUGCUGGAAGCUCUCCAGGAUAUUGAGAUAGCUUCCAGAUUAGUUGGUUUUGAUGCUGAUAGCGAUGAAUCUAUUGAUGAGAAGUAUUCAAAGUUACGGUGCCAAAUUUCUCCUCUUUCUCACGAUAGUGAAGACUUUCAACUGAUUGAGAAGUAUCUCAAUACAACACAUGCUCCUACACAUACAGAAUGGGCUCUUGAAUUGGAGGAAGUGUUUUCUCUUGAAAGGGAAGGGGAAGUGGAUAAGUAUCAGCCUUAUCGCGCGAAACUCAAAAACAGGAUGCUUCUCUGGCAUGGAUCACGGUUGACCAACUUUGUUGGUAUCCUUAGCCAAGGAUUAAGAAUUGCUCCCCCAGAAGCCCCAGCAACAGGCUACAUGUUUGGGAAGGGAGUUUACUUUGCCGACCUGGUAAGUAAGAGUGCUCAGUACUGUUACACGGACCGGAAGAAUCCAGUGGGACUGAUGCUUCUCAGUGAAGUUGCCUUAGGCGAGGUUUAUGAGCUAACCAAGUCACAGUACAUGGAUAAACCUCCUAAAGGAAAGCACUCCACAAAAGGGCUUGGCAAGAAAGUGCCUCUAGAGUCAGAACAUGUGAAAUGGAAGGACGAAGUAGUUGUACCGUGUGGAAAACCGGUGGCAUCAAAAGUCAAGACAUCAGAGCUCAUGUAUAACGAAUAUAUUGUCUAUAAUACAGCUCAAGUCAAGAUGCAGUUCCUACUGAAGGUGAGGUUCCAUCACAAGAGGUGAGACCCAAACGUCAAGUAGAUCUUUAGAUAUGUAUAGUAAUGUAAAGAACGAAACGCGUCAUUUUGGGUAGUAGGUUUUAUCAUCAUCUUCGUAACCAUAUGUCCCUGCCACUGAUAUCUUUGGUGUAAUGCGAAUUGAAUCUCACUUAGAUCUCAUUUUGGGGUUCUCGGGAGAUCUAAGGGGUCAUCGUUUCAGGGUAGUGCGUCGCUUCUCUAAGUAAUGCCGUUCAUCCUGGACAUUUAAUCUA
Molecule: messenger RNA, 3316 nt
Organism: Sesamum indicum (sesame)
Lineage: Eukaryota; Viridiplantae; Streptophyta; Magnoliopsida; Lamiales; Pedaliaceae
Gene: PARP1
Product: poly(ADP-ribose) polymerase 2
Biological process (GO): protein poly-ADP-ribosylation; double-strand break repair
Cellular component (GO): nucleolus; nucleus
Molecular function (GO): NAD binding; NAD+ poly-ADP-ribosyltransferase activity; zinc ion binding
Source: RefSeq, a predicted model, not a curated record